This is a messenger RNA of Dryobates pubescens (Downy woodpecker), 1596 nucleotides long. It is a transcript of the gene MED9, whose product is annotated as mediator complex subunit 9. The transcript is spliced from 2 exons. The record is from RefSeq and is a predicted model, not a curated record. Gene Ontology annotation, biological process: regulation of transcription by RNA polymerase II. Gene Ontology annotation, molecular function: transcription coregulator activity. The coding region runs from base 29 to 394 and encodes 121 amino acids. Lineage: Eukaryota; Metazoa; Chordata; Aves; Piciformes; Picidae. Gene Ontology annotation, cellular component: mediator complex.
UGCGCGGCGCCGCCGGCCGGGCUCCGCCAUGGCUUCGGCCGCCGCCGCCGCCGCCCGCUCCGCCGAGGAGCCGCCGCCGCCCGAGCCGUCCGCCGAGCAGAAGCCGCUGCUGCUGCCGCCGCCACCCCCGCAGGAGGAGUUCUCCUUCCUGCCGCUCGUCCACGACAUCAUCAAAUGCAUGGACAAGGACAGCCAAGAUGUUCACCAGGUGCUGAAUGAGCUCAAGAACAAGUUCCAGGAGAUGAGGAAGCUGAUCAGCUCCAUGCCUGGCAUCGGAGUGAGCCCAGAACAGCAGCAGCAGCAGCUGCAGAGCCUGCGGGAGCAGGUCCGGACCAAAAACGAACUGCUGCAGAAGUACAAAAGCCUCUGCAUGUUUGAAAUCCCCAAGGAGUAGGAGGGGCACAGCUCUGCUUUGCAGCUCCAAGAUACCUCCUCUCCUGGCUGAACAGGAGGGAAAGGUGGCAGGAGUUUCCUUCUCUUUCUUUGAUGCUGUUUUUGGUGGUGUUGCUCUGAGGCGGUGUCUGUGUGGAUGGCAGGUGUGAGGCUGAGCCAGAGCACUGUGUGCUUCACCUGUGGUGACUGCAGCAGGACCUUCGCUUUGAUCUGCUCUGGGACUGCACAUUUCUAGAAGCAUCUCCCCUGUUUUCUCUUGGGGUGGAGUGAGGUUUGGUUUUUGCAUUCAAGCAAGCAGGAGAUGUUAUGUUUUCUCCUCAUUAAGGGUCGAAAUACCUGCUGGUUAACUUCAGCAGGGGAAAAAGGAGACAUUUUCUGCGUUCUUUUUUUUAACCUAAAAUUGGCCAAAAAUCCAAAGGGAGCACAAGAGGGAAGUGUGAACUGUUUGGCCCUGCUCCUGAAAAGUUUCUCUGGGGUACUUUCUGGUCUGUGUAUGUUGAAAGAGGAAUGAUUGCUUUCAGUUGCUUCUGUGUUUCCCUCUCUUCCUCUCUUUCUAACCAAGAGAUGGUUGUGUAUGAGAUGAGUAAAGAUUUAGAAACCCCAAACUGCCCCUCUUGUGUGGUCACUGAGUGAGUGCAGCCUGAGCUGGGGCAGGGCUUUGGCAGCACAGAGGACGUGUGGCCUGGGUCCAGCUUCCGUGUCUUGACAUCGCUCUUUUUGGUAGGAGAGUGACUUGGGAGAGCAAAGCAGGGACCACCAGGAGGGGAUUUUGAUAGGCUUUGGGUGGUAAAUCUUCUUGGGUGAGUGCAGCUUGUAGGUAGUACAUUGGGCAUCUUGCUCUUCAAGCAGAGAGGAGCGAGCAGACCAGCACAAAGGCCAGAAAUGAGCAGAGCUUUAAGUCACUCCACGUGACAGAAGUCGGGCUCAACAGGACGGAUCAGUUCCACAUCCGAAGUGCUCCAGGGGUUUCCCACAAACACAAGCACUUGAGUGGCUUGAACGUUUGCCAGCAGCUGAUGGAAAACUCCUCAAUGUCACAUUCAGACAGAUCCUAGGGCUCCCUGCCCUCUGUCCUGCCAUUAGCUCUUACGGCGGCAGAUGACAGUCUGGAAAGCAGCACCGCAUCUUGCCCACUAACAAAGAUGUUGCAGGACCUUGAGUCUCAUGGUUCUCUGAAUCCUGCUGAACGAUGCUGCAGGUCUG